AUGGCGGACGAAGAGUCGUCGGCGGCACUGGAAACGGCUAGAAAAUUUGUAGAUAAAUUGUAUGAUUACCGGGAUCACUAUGUUGAACGGUUUGGACUUGAAAAAGCUUCAAAGGCAGAUGACCUAGAUUUAAAGAUGAGAGAGACUUUGAACAAGCUGGAUGAGAUGAAAGAUUCUAUAAAGAACAAGGCUGAGUACUUUUUGCUACGUGGUCGGACUCUGAAUGUGGUGGGCAAGUUCAGUAGUGAAGCACUUGAAACUCUUUCCAAGGCAGUGAAACUGGAUCCUAAAUCUGUAGAAGCAUGGAAUCACCUAGGGGAGUGCUACUGGAAAAAUGGAGACAUGGCUGGCGCAAAAAACUGUUUUAAUGGAGCACUUAGCCAUUCAAAGAAUAAAGUCUCCUUACGGAACCUUUCUAUGGUGAUGAGGCAGCUUGAGGGAAAUCCUGAAGAGCGUCAAUCUCUUAUUAAGGAAAGUGUUGAACGAGCGAAAGAUGCAGUACAGCUGGAUCUUGCAGAUGGAACAUCAUGGUUGAUUCUGGGCAAUGCGUAUUUAUCCCUUUUCUUUUCUGGUGGACAAAAUCCAAGAGUCUUGAAGCAGUGUAUGAGUGCUUACACAAGGGCUGAACGUGACCCAGUGACACUUGGAAAUCCAGACCUCCACUUUAAUCGUGCCAUGUCCUACAAAUUCCAAGAAGAAUAUCAGCUGGCAUUAGAGGGCUUUCACAGGGCAGCACUGCUUGACCCUGGCUGGAAAGAAGCUGAAGCAGAAGAGAAAGCUCUGCUAAAUUACCUAGACAAUGUUGUCACACUAUCAGCAGCUAAGGGUAAACUUAAGCCAAAGAAGUUGGACAGAAUGCUUUCUACAUUGACACAUCGAGACCUGGGUCCUUAUGGGUCUGGGUCCUAUACAUCUCCAAGUGGUGUCUCUAUUGAUCUGCAGCAUAUUUCUAUCAGUGAACUUGAGCCAGAAAUAAAUUCCAACAAGGUUAUUGUUGGUAGAGUUGUUUGUUCUGUGGACACAAACACAACUGUUCCUUUCACAUUUUGCCUGUGUGACCAGAAAUCCUGCAUUCCUGUGACUGUGUACAAUCUCAUCCAGGGAGGUGGCUUCAAGAUUGGGGACUCUGUGGCCAUUCCUGAACCUUUUGUACAAGUUGUUCAUGUUGACCAUAUGGGAAAGACUUAUGAUUUUCACAGUGUGAGAGUGGAUUCUCCUCUGGUAUUGGUUGUGAAUGGAAACAAGUUGAAGGCCAACAAACAAUCUUUCUCAGUGUUAGCUGUCAGUGUUGUUCCUGAGUAGAUAAAUUGUUGUCCAGUAUUUGAAAGUUUCACUGAAUCUCAGUAUUAAGCCUGCCUUGCAGUAUAUUUGUUCACAUAUCUUGUACAUCGGCUUAUCCAAAGAUUAUGUGCAAUUUUCAGAUCCUAAAUAACCUCGCACAAGGUAUACUUAUCCGCUAAAGAACAAAAAAAUUCCCCUAUUGCUGACUGACCUUUGGAGUGAUCAUGGAAAUGAAUGGAAUGGAUGCCCCGAUUUUACAAUUUUGAAGUUUCAAGUCAGUUAUGUUAUAUUUAUUUGCAAGUACAUUCACUGCAUUUAUAAAAAUGUAAUACAGUGCACUCUGCUUAUAUUCGAGCCUUUCACACUAAAAUUUAACUAAUUUUUUUUUUGCCUGGAUGCAAUAUCCUUAUAUGACAAGUUUGGUAUACAAAAUAGAUUUAGGGUGGUGUAAGAUACUACAGCUUGCUCAUAAAUACACAUUUUCAAUUGGCUUGCAUAUAACCAGAAUGCACUGUACAGAUCUGGCUAAAUUUCAUCAGUUGAAAGACCAAAAAAAAAAAAAUUAUCAUUUUUGAUAGUAAAAUUUCUUUCUUCUUCAUACUAUACAUGAUGACAUGACUAUAGGGAGAUCACCUUUUAGCUACCUCAAAUCCAACUGCCCAGUCCCAUUUGGGUCCAACAACCACAGAACGAUAGGGACACAAAUUCAGCUCACCCCUCAUCCUCACCUAACAGUUUUAUGUAUCCCACAAAGUCUGAAAUAUUUUAAAUGCUCAACCUUUCUGACUGGGCUUUAUAUAGUACACUGCUGACAUUAGCUUUCUUCACCAGCUGCCUGGCAUGUGUACUGCAUUGCAUCAGAAAAUGUUUCAGUAAACUUUGGAUGACUUGUGCUUGAUGAUAUUAUGCAAUGGGGUGCAAUAUAACAUCAUUCUAGGCUUAUUUAGGAUCUUACAGUCCAACAGGAUAAAUUAACAGGGCAAAAAAUAUAAAUGAGCUAUAUCAAAUAUCUUCAAAACAAGAGCUAAUAAAAUUUGUUCAUGGUCAUGUUCGUGUUCAGCUCACCAAGAUACUACAGAUUAAAGACCUUUUUAGUCAUUAAUAAUUUCAAUGUUGACCAGUGCUAUCAAGCCAGUUACUGUAUGUUGUUUUGGUGACGAGCAGAUACGAAUUUGUGAUUUCACAAUGAAUACUUCAGAAAAGUGGAUGUUGAAGCUCUAUAAAAUUUUUUAAAGUCGCAUGUAAGAAUGAAAUUGAAAGUGUUGAUGUUUUUGAGGUUUGAAAUGUGUUAUAAAACUUUUCUAAUUUUAUAUGUUGCAUGUUUUCAAUAUAGAGCUGAUUAAAAUUAGGAAUAUA
Messenger RNA from Pomacea canaliculata, 2637 nucleotides. Its product is annotated as tetratricopeptide repeat protein 5-like. Gene Ontology annotation, molecular function: protein binding. The record is from RefSeq and is a predicted model, not a curated record. NCBI's taxonomy places the organism in Eukaryota, Metazoa, Mollusca, Gastropoda, Architaenioglossa, Ampullariidae.